AUGUCAUUGGCCUCGGUGGGCUCCGCUGCGCGGCGCGCCGCCGCCAGCGCGACCGCGAGCAGCGGGUGCCUCGGCGGCGGCGGGCUGCGCCGCCUGGGCGUGGGCGUGCUCGGCGGCCGGGGCCGUGGAUGCGGUUCAGGCGUCUUGGAGCAGAUGCUGGGGAUCAUCGGUCGCGAGGGCGUACGCCUCGACUGGCGGGCCCCCCUUGGCGAGCGGGCUGGCCACGAGGCGCCCGAGGCGCCCCACCAGGCGGCACAGGCGGCAGCGUGGCGCAAGCCGGGCGCCCAGGAGGUGGUCGAGGCGGAGCGGCAGGAGCGGCUGCAAGGCAACCAGGCGGCCGACACGCGCGACCUGCAGCAGUGGUUCCGCCAGCUCGGGAUGGCGCCGUACGAUCUGGGCGUAGGAUGUGCCGACAUCUUCGCCACGCUUGCGGGAGCUCUGCCAAUCUUGUACUUCGGCACGCGGGCGACGGGCCUCAAGCUCAACCUCACGAAAGUGGUGCUGAUUCGUGUCAUGGGAGGUACUGAGGAGCACCUCCAGGAAAUAUUGGUCGACGUCGGAUUCCUGCCCUUGUCUUUUUCGAUUGUGAAGUCGGGCAAACACCUCGGAAUCAUCAUCGGCCAGGACGGCCACCUCGACAGUUGGAUCGCUCCCACAGUCAAGUGCAUCAGUCGGGCUCGAUCGAUCAAGCACCUAGCGCUGGGCCUGGCCAAAGACACGGAGGAGCCGAGGGGCGGCAUGCACGACGUCGUCUCUGGAGUCUGUGCGCUGGGCCAGCGGUUGGCUGCUGCCGAGGCGGCGAUGGCCGAGCCCGCCAAGUCCCGGCAGCGGGAGCGGCGCUCCAGCCAGGGCGACGUUCGUCUACCAGAGCCCAUCGCCUCGUGGCAGGACGCGACAGACCGCCGCUACCUUGACCAGGCCCUGGCGGGCAAGCUGCAGGCUGCCGGCCUGGAGCGGCCCACGCUGAUCCAGCGCCACGCCUUGCCGAUCAUCAGCCACCAGUCUGGGCGGUACGACCUGAUCGCGUCAGCCCAGACCGGGUCUGGCAAGACGUUCGCAUUUGUUAUUCCUUCAGUGGCGCGGUUGAUAUUGCAGGGGGCCAUCAGCCGGCCAUUCUUCGCCGGCCCCCACGCGCAAGGCAGCCCCCUGCUCCUGCUCCUGUCGCCCACGCGCGAGCUCGCAGUGCAGACCUCGAAGGAGGCCGAGGUGAUGACUUCUGGCACAAAGUUGGUGACCAAUUGUGUGUACGGAGGCGAGAGCACAAAGACCCAGGUCGACAAGAUCACGAGGGCCCAGACCGACAUCCUGUGCGCCACCCCUGGUCGCUUGUGCGACCUCAUAGACAUCAACAAGCUGUCGUUGUCGUUCGUGCAGUGUUGCGUGCUCGACGAGGCCGAUCAGAUGCUCUCCCUGGGGCUGGAGCAGCAGGUCGAGGAGGUGUUCUACGGCCGCGACCUCCCCCAGCCGAACCACGGGCGGCAAACGCUGCUCUUCAGCGCCACCAUGCCGCAGAAGAUUCGCGACAUGACCCCCAGGAUUCUUCGCCAGGACAGGCAUCGCGAAUUUGACCAUCGGCAAGUACGGGGGGGAGACCAGGGGGGCUCGUGCUCCAGCAUCCGCCAGAUCGUCAAGUACGUUGAGGAUAAUCAGAAGAUGCAAGCUGUGCUGAUGGACCUGCAGGAUACCUGUGGGCGCAGCCAGGGGCGGCAACGGGCCGCUCAGGCAAGGUCGUGA
This is a messenger RNA of Prorocentrum cordatum, 1734 nucleotides long. NCBI's taxonomy places the organism in Eukaryota, Dinophyceae, Prorocentrales, Prorocentraceae. The record is from the annotation of a GenBank genome assembly.